UGGGCACUCAAACGACGCACCAUUAAAACCAUCAAAUAAAAGGAAAAACAAAACAGUCAAAUACUUAAUCCAAAAAGCAAGAAAAUGAAACCCUAAACUGAACUAAAAAAGAGGCAUUCGAUCAAUUUCCUUAAUCUACGAGCCCUAGCUGCAUCAGCACCAGAGGUAAAAGCUUCCCACCCAUCUCCGGCGAAAAAAGAAAAAACAUUAAAAGCUCUUUAGAAAAAACAUUAAAAGCUCUUUAGAAGCCUUCUGUAAAAUGACUGAGUUCUUCGGAACUACCUUGAUAUAUUUCUGGUCUCAUCCCUCACUCUCUAACCCCCUUCUCAUUCCCUGUCCGUUCUCUUUCAACCAACUCCACCACAGAAACCGGGGCUUCCUCCAUCCAGUAUUCCGGUUGUUCGUGGUGCCAUCCUGCUUUGGCCAAAGUGUGCGAAGCGCUAUUCGCCAGACAAGGGAGUCUCCUUCCACACAGUUAUGUCGAAAGCCCAGAUCUUCCCCAAAUAUGACAACAUGCAAACACGCCCAGGCUUCUGCCAUUGCAGGCGUCGCUAUAUUUUUACUCGGUUUGCGACUCCCAGUCCUUGCAGGAUCUUAAUUGUGAAGUUACAGUCUCGAAACAAGUGGGCCACUGACUCCACAUCCAACUUACAUAAUGGGCACCGAUCGUCUCUUACCAGCCCUCUCUUAUUCAAAUUGUGGAGCGUAUGCAUUAGUUCUUUAGAUAGCUUCCACAUACCUAUUUUUAUUUUGUUAGACAACUUUAGUUUCCACAAUUAUGUAUAAUAGGUCUUCGAUUCUGCUUGGUGUAUUGUAAGGUUGGCUUCCGUAUUGAUUAUGUCAGUUGUAAAAAGUCAUUUGUAUUCGUUUUUAACUGUGUACUCACAUGAAUCAUCACAUCUCCACACCAAUACGUUUGGC
Molecule: messenger RNA, 921 nt
Organism: Gossypium arboreum
Lineage: Eukaryota; Viridiplantae; Streptophyta; Magnoliopsida; Malvales; Malvaceae
Exons: 3
Coding region: 260-598 (112 amino acids)
Source: RefSeq, a predicted model, not a curated record